AUUUCAUUUCGAACCUAACCUUAAACAUUCACCAGUUUUAAAUGUCCUGAUUAUUUGUGGUUUAUUCCAAGUUUUCGCUGAUUAUUGAAACAAGAUGGUUCGUAGCGCUUUUACCGACGAAAAUUUUUUGAAAUAUUUGGACACGUUUACGAAAUUGGAAUUCCCUACAGUGGGUUUGAUGUUAGGACAGCGGACCGAUGCCAAAGAUUUCAUCAUUCACUUUACAAGAACACCCCCUUACAGAGGCGAUGCGGAACAGUCGAUUAAGAAAUUCGCCGAUGUGCCCGAUUCUUGGGUAGCGGAUCACGCUAGGCACGUUACCCGAAUGCUACCUGGCGGAAUGUACGUUUUGGGACUCUUCGUCGUGUGCCAAGAAGAUAUAUUCGCCACAUGCGUCCCUAAACUAAAAGCCAUGUUGUCCCAAAUACACAAGCGACUUACGCCCAACGCAUUUCUCUACGGCACUCCACAACAGACGGAAAAAUUGGUCCUGCAUUAUUCCCAAUUGUCCCGCUACGUGUGCAAAAGUUACAAUUACGACACAUUCAGUUUGAGUAACGCCGAAAUAAAGUUCCAAUCCAAUCUCGCCGUCAAAUGGCUACAGGUCGAAUGCAAAUAUGAGCUGGACCAAACUUUUCCGAUUAUCGCGGAGAGAGCGAACUGGCCGCUAAAAAAGCACAUGAACGAAAUUUUACAUUUGAUAAAUAUGAAUUUGCAAACCGCCGUGUACUUUUUCGACGGCGAAAUUAAAGACGGCAAGGAGUGCUUGGAGACCAUAGGCAAAAAACAGAAAUCCCACCUGAGGUUGUCACAGCCGGAAGACGAGAACAAAUUAAUGCAAGUUACAAUCGUGUUACCGAUGGGUGGAGAUGUAGCACCCGAAGUCAAAAUUCUAAAUUCCGGCGGGCAGAUCCGUUUAACCGGUCACGUCGCCUCGAAAGUCUGGCUGCAUCCGAAGGCGACCGUGCAGUACGCCUCGGACGCGAUUAUGCAGGACAUCGUACGUAGUUUGGCGGCACGUCUCGAAAUGCAUUGGGAUUCUCUGCUCGAGGAGGAGCACGGUUCACCCGAAGAUACUAAUAGCGUGCAUGAAACUCCCAGGAGAGUUUUGAUCAAUUUGCCCACGACCAAAGUGACACUUUCCGACUAUCUUUUUCCCGGGGAAGGUUCUCAGGAGGCGCAAAUAUCGCUGUCCGAAUUGUUAGAUAUUACGAUUGCUCAACCGGAUGCUAUUUUUGACGUGGAAGGACAGCCUGAUAUACCCGAGAUGACCCUCGAGGGACCAGAAGCCGACUGCGAUGAUAUCCUGGCCAGUUCCACCAACAGGAAGAAGUACAUAAUGGGUCUAGUGAUCGCAUUUGUGGUAUUAAUAAUAUCACUUCUCAUACAUUUUAUAAAAGGCUAAUCGAUAAAAGAUUUAUUUUUACAAUGACGAUAUAAAUUAUAUGAAGUUACUUUCGUAAACUGUGUUUGUGAUAAGGUGCUCGGCGUCUAUCAUUCCGCUUUAAAUUAUACCUAUGUUUUGUACCAUUACAAUUAUUUAUUGACGAG
Messenger RNA from Photinus pyralis (common eastern firefly), 1551 nucleotides. RefSeq names its product protein odr-4 homolog. Gene Ontology annotation, biological process: intracellular protein localization. The transcript is spliced from 5 exons. Lineage: Eukaryota; Metazoa; Arthropoda; Insecta; Coleoptera; Lampyridae. The record is from RefSeq and is a predicted model, not a curated record. Gene Ontology annotation, cellular component: endomembrane system. Bases 95 to 1405 code for a protein of 436 amino acids.